Molecule: messenger RNA, 1737 nt
Organism: Paramecium sonneborni
Lineage: Eukaryota; Ciliophora; Oligohymenophorea; Peniculida; Parameciidae
Source: the annotation of a GenBank genome assembly
AUGAAUGAUGAUGAAUUAAUCACAAUAACAGCAAUUAUUUAGAAAACAAAUAACUAAAAAAUAAAUUAAUCAUUAAAUGAAUUCAAAAUUGCAAUAGAGAAGGUGAAUUCUUAAGAUGGAAAUAAAUUAUUUGUUAAAAAAUGUUUAUAAAUUGUUUAUAAUGAUGUGCUUUCAAAAAUUGAUGAAUUGUCAGAUUAAGAAGAAAGUAGAGGUAAUUAAAUAAAAUUAGCAUUUGAACUUGAAAAAAUAAAGAAAGUAACUGAAAUGCUUCCAUAUAUAAAUAAAAAACCAAAAAAUUGUAUUUUUAAUGAUGAAGAGUAUAUGAAUAUUCCAAAUAUAGAAAUCAUAAAAUUAGAUGACUAAGAAAGAGUAAAAUAACAAUUAAGAAACUUUUAUCAAAAAAUAUCUUUAGGACAUGCAUAUAUAAAUUCUGGGAAAUAAUAUUAAUCUCAAGUUAUGUAGUGUAUAGUUAGAAAUUUAAAGGCUCUAUAUUAUUUAUCAAAUUAAGAAGAAACAAAUCUUGCUGCAAUAGAAAUAAUAACAAAUCCAACUCUUGAACAUGCAUUACAAUUGUGGAGAAUUAUAGAUGAAUCAAAAAUAGUCAAAGCAGGUUAUAAAUUACAAUUAGAAUAAGUGAAAUUUAAGAAAAUAAUCUAUAUCCCAAGAUUAUUUAAUUAAAUUACUUUAGAUUCUCUUCAUAAUUUUAAUAGCAAUCCAACUGAUAUUCCAAAGAAUUUAUUAUAUUAAGUAGCAUUUCGUAGUAUCAAAAAGAAAUAAAACGAUUAUGAUAUAAGGGUAAGAGUUAUGUGUAAUAAAUAAAUGCUUAAAUAAAAAAUAUCUAAUUAAGAAAUUGCAUAAAUAGUAAGAAAUUUAACAAAAAGUGAACUCUAAAUUUAAAGGACUUAACAUAUAUAACAGUUAUAAUCAUCCUUUUUUGGAGGAUGCUGUGUUUCAUCAAGAAAUGAAAUAGGAGAAAUAGGAUUAAAUACUUUGAGUAAUAUAAUCAUUCAUAUACAUGGAGGAGGAUUUAUAUCAAUGUCUUCAUUUUCUCAUUAAUCAUAUACAAGAAAAUGGGUUAAUCAAUUGCCUAAUACGAUAGUCUUUUCAAUUGAUUAUCGUCUGGCUCCUGAGAGUCCAUUUCCUUAAGCUCUUGAUGAUUGCUGGUAAUAUUAUAUGUGGAUUAUUCAUUUUGGUUCUAUCUAUUUCAAUAUAUCUCCAAAAAAUAUCAUUUUGAUUGGAGAUUCAGCAGGUGGCAAUUUGGCUUUAGGAAUAUUAAUUAGAGCAAUAGAAACUAAUCAAAGAAUUCCAGAUAAAAUUAUAUUGUAAUACCCUGCCGUUAAUCUAAAUCUUUGUGAUGUAGUACCCUCUAAUCUUAAAAGUAUGAAUGAUUAAAUGAUACCUAUGGGAUUACUAAUGUUAUGUAGAUAGAGUUAUUUAAGAAAUUAGUUUGAUCUUCCUAAUGAUUAUUAUGCUUCUCCAAUAUAAACUCCUAAAAAUAUUGUCCAAAAUUUCCCAAAAGAUUUUGUUAUUUUUGUUGGAUAAGAUGAUGUAUUAUUAGAUAACUCUGUAGAAUUUGUUCAUUAUUGCAAAGAAAAUGGAUUAGAUCAAAUUAAAUUAAAAGUUUUUGAAAGUCUGCCUCAUGGUUUUUAGAAUAUGGGAAUGAGAACAAAUGGAGUUACAGCUGCUGAAUCUGCUAAUAGACUCAUCAUAGAAUAAAUUAGAUAAUUUAUUAUUUGA